Molecule: messenger RNA, 4281 nt
Organism: Polypterus senegalus (gray bichir)
Lineage: Eukaryota; Metazoa; Chordata; Cladistia; Polypteriformes; Polypteridae
Gene: tll1
Product: tolloid-like 1
Exons: 23
Coding region: 712-3729 (1005 amino acids)
Biological process (GO): proteolysis
Molecular function (GO): calcium ion binding; zinc ion binding; metalloendopeptidase activity
Source: RefSeq, a predicted model, not a curated record
AUUCGCUACUUGUAGCAUAAUAUCAGCGGAGUCCAAACCGUAUCGCGAGGCGCGCUGCCGGGGGUGUUGCGAGGGAUUUACUCUGCAGGUUAGCGAUGAUGAGGUCAGGGCAGCUUGGUGGAUUGGCGGCGUGACGUCAGCGCCCACCUUGUGCGGAGAAUUAAUCUCCUGCUGAAGAGACGGCCUAAUCUCACAGGGAAAUGGGCACAUUGGAAAUCCACACGGUAACCGGCAAAUAUGCUUUAUUUAUUUUUUUAACCAUUUUAGAGAAAUGCAGCUGUCAAAGUCCGAGACAAAGUGCCCCGAUGCUAAAAAAAAUAUAGAUCAUGGGCACACACGCGCACACUCACUCAAGCAGAGGGCAGUAAGUGCACUUAAACAGAGAUUUCAUCUCUCACUUGAUGGAGGAAAAAAAUCAGCUGGACUGAGAAGUGACGAGAAAAAGAGAGAUGUCUGAAGAGGAGUUGCCACGGCACAGAACACAGUGGUAACUUGUAGCACGGUCAUCAAUCAAGUCGCAUAUAGGCGCUGCGAUACAGUAGCACUGCUUUGCAUUACCUCUCUAAAUUCCAUUGCUUACCACUUCCAGAGCCUUGCAAGUUAUUCGGGACAUAAAAAAAAAUAAUAAUAAUCCACCUCUUGGGAAGGAUUUUUUUUUCUUUAGUUCAUCCUUCUGGUUACGCUAUAUGGUACUUCCUUUUAUUUAAGAAAAUGCUUUGGAUCACAGUUUUUAUCACUGGAUUGACUUUCUGUGGGGAAAUGAACAUGUAUAACUGCAUGGAUUAUGACUACAUUGACGAUUAUUAUGAAGAGGAAAAGACAGAAGCAAUUGAUUACAAGGACCCAUGCAAAGCCGCUGUCUUUUGGGGGGAUAUUGCCUUAGAUGAAGAAGACUUAAAAAUGUUUCAGAUUGAUAGAACCAUCGACCUCACACAGCACUCAAAUGACAGGCAGGGUCACACCACAGGGGGCUUAGAAGAACAUGGUAUUUCCAAGAAGAAAGGUUCUCUGUAUCAGCUUUUAGAGAGGAUAAGAAGAUUUGGCUCAGACAGCAUUCAUAAAAACAGGACAAAAGACGCACCGAGCGCAAAACUCUCAGGAAAGAAUGAGAAGAGCCGAGUUCCCAGAGCUGCAACUUCACGGGCGGAGAGAAUAUGGCCUGGAGGUGUCAUUCCAUAUGUUAUUGGAGGCAAUUUCACUGGCAGUCAGAGAGCCAUGUUCAAACAAGCUAUGCGCCACUGGGAAAAGCACACAUGUGUGACUUUUAUUGAGAGGACAGACGAAGAAAGCUACAUUGUAUUCACAUAUAGACCGUGCGGAUGCUGCUCAUAUGUCGGCAGACGGGGCAAUGGUCCCCAGGCCAUAUCAAUUGGCAAGAACUGUGAUAAGUUUGGAAUUGUUGUGCAUGAACUUGGUCAUGUUAUUGGCUUUUGGCACGAACACACUCGACCGGACCGAGACGAUCAUGUGGCCAUCAUCAGAGAAAACAUCCAACCAGGUCAGGAAUACAACUUUCUUAAAAUGGAGCCAGGAGAGGUGAAUUCUCUUGGAGAGCCCUAUGACUUUGACAGCAUUAUGCAUUACGCCAGGAACACCUUCUCAAGGGGUGUGUUUCUGGAUACCAUUCUUCCUUCGCGUGAUGAAAGCGGCACACGUCCUGCCAUCGGCCAGAGAACAAGAUUAAGUAAAGGAGACAUUGCACAGGCAAGGAAGCUGUAUAGAUGUCCAGCUUGUGGAGAAACGUUGCAGGAGUCUACUGGCAAUUUCUCUUCCCCUGGAUUUCCCAAUGGAUACCCGUCCUAUACACACUGUGUCUGGAGAAUAUCUGUUACCCCUGGAGAAAAGAUUGCUCUAAACUUCACCACUAUGGACCUUUAUAAGAGCAGUUUAUGUUGGUACGACUACGUAGAAGUAAGAGAUGGCUACUGGAGAACAGCGCCUCUUCUUGGUAGAUUCUGUGGUGACAAAGUCCCCGAGGUGCUGAUGUCUACAGACAGUCGUAUGUGGAUCGAGUUCCGCAGCAGCAGUAAUUGGGUUGGCAAGGGUUUUGCAGCUCUGUAUGAAGCCAUCUGUGGGGGUGAGAUAAACAAAGACGCAGGCCAAAUACAAUCCCCCAACUAUCCAGACGACUAUAGACCCAUGAAGGAAUGCGUAUGGAAGAUAACAGUGUCAGAAAACUACAAUGUAGGAUUAAGCUUUCAGGCUUUCGAGAUUGAGAGGCAUGAUAAUUGCGCCUAUGACUAUUUAGAGGUUCGUGAUGGUAAUACAGAGAGCAGCCCUCUAAUUGGGAGAUUCUGUGGCUAUGAUAAGCCAGAAGACAUCCGAUCUACCUCAAACAUUUUAUGGAUGAAAUUUGUCUCAGAUGGAACUGUCAACAAGGCUGGGUUUGCAGCUAAUUUCUUCAAAGAGGAAGAUGAAUGUGCCAAACCUGACAACGGAGGGUGUGAGCAGAGAUGUGUGAACACACUGGGGAGCUACAAGUGUGUUUGUGAUCCUGGCUAUGAACUGGCACCAGACAAGAAGAGCUGUGAGGCUGCAUGUGGUGGCCUCCUCACUAAACUCAAUGGAACCAUUACCACACCAGGGUGGCCAAAGGAGUAUCCCCCUAAUAAAAACUGUGUAUGGCAAGUGGUGGCUCCAACACAGUACAGGAUUUCGAUGCAGUUUGAGUUUUUUGAAUUAGAAGGAAAUGAGGUAUGCAAAUAUGACUAUGUAGAGGUACGCAGCGGCCUCUCCUCAGAUUCCAAAUUACACGGAAAGUACUGUGGAACAGAAGUGCCUGAGGUUAUCACGUCGCAAUACAAUAACAUGAGGAUUGAAUUCAAAUCUGACAACACAGUGUCAAAGAAGGGGUUUAAGGCACAUUUCUUUUCAGACAAGGAUGAAUGUUCCAAGGAUAAUGGUGGCUGCCUUCAUGAAUGCAUCAACACUCUAGGAAGUUAUGUGUGUCAGUGCCGCCAUGGAUUUGUGCUACAUGAAAACAAGCAUGACUGUAAAGAAGCUGAAUGUGAACAUAAAGUGCAUAGUUCAAGUGGAAUGAUUACCAGUCCCAACUGGCCAGACAAGUAUCCAAGCCGAAAAGAAUGCACGUGGGAAAUCACGGCUACGCCUGGGCAUCGAGUUAAAUUAUCUUUUACUGAGUUUGAGAUUGAGCAGCAUCAAGAAUGCGCCUACGACCAUCUGGAAGUAUUUGACGGAGGAAGUGAUAAAGCAGCAAUUCUCGGACGACUGUGUGGCAGCAAGAUACCAGAUCCUGUUGUCUCCACGGGCAACAAGAUGUACCUCAGGUUCAUUUCAGAUGCUUCAGUACAAAGAAAAGGAUUUCAGGCCACUCAUUCCACAGAAUGCGGUGGGAGAUUGAAAGCUGAGACAAAACAGAAAGACCUCUACUCACAUGCCCAGUUUGGAGAUAAUAACUACCCCGGGCAAAUGGACUGCGAGUGGAUGAUAACAGCAGAAAAGGGCUAUGGAAUCGAACUGACCUUCCAGACAUUUGAGGUUGAAGAGGAGGCCGACUGUGGUUAUGACUACAUCGAACUGUUUAAUGGGUAUGACAGCACAGCUCAGAGGUUUGGACGGUUUUGUGGAUCAGGGCCACCAGAAGAAAUCUACUCAUCAGGAGAUACGUUGCUGCUACACUUCCACACGGACGACACCAUCAAUAAAAAAGGAUUUCAUAUACGAUACACGAGUACCAAGUUUCAAGACACCCUUCUUGCCCAAAAAUAACCAAGGAACCUCAUUAGUCUAAAACUUUUUUUUCUUUUAACAAAAAACAAACAAACAAACAAACAAACAAAAAAAAACAGAAACCAAAUGUUUUUUUCUACUGGUGGGGGAAAGAAAGCAGGCAAAAAUGUAGUGUGUGCAGAAUUAAAUCUUUGAAAUCUUACAGAACACACAAUACCUAACGCAUUGCCUGCCUCCCUCCCUGCCCGCCUGCCUGCCUUGAAGGCCGUCUAGGGAGAUUAUGAAAGCUUCUGGCACGCCAAGGCUGGAACUAACUGAGGACGCCUAUUUAUUUCAGAGGGGAGGAGGCCAUUCAUGAGGACACUGUCGAGUGGCCUAAUGUCAUGCCAAUGUGAAAGAGCUCUCUCUGGGAAAUUAAAAAAAAAACAAAAAACGUUUCAAUUACAUAAAAUGACGCUCAGUGUUGACAAAUAAAAGAAAAUAACAUCAACAUUGGAAGUGUUCAAGUGGUUUGGUUAAUGUAUAACAAUAUAUUUAUGGUGACUGAAACAAUACAUUUAAAUAUUUUAAAAUAAACCUCUGAGGACUUUA